AUGGGCGUCCUCCCUGUGCGCGGCGACGCCGAGUGGAACGCGCAGAUGCAGCGCGCGGGCGGGAAGCUCGUGGUCGUGGACUUCUCCGCCGUCUGGUGCGGCCCGUGCCAGCACAUUAAGCCCGUGUACCACGCGCUGAGCCACGAGUACCAGGACGUGGUGUUCCUCGAGGUGGACGAGGCGCAGAACCGCGCGCUGAUUGGCGCGCUGGGCGUGCGCGGGUUCCCGACGUUCCACUUUUACUUGAACCAGUCGAAAGUCGAUGAACUCGUGGGCGCGGACCCGAACUCCUUGCGGGCGAAGAUUGAGCAGUGGCGGCAGUCGGCGUUCAAUCCGUUUGCUUCGCCUGGAGUGGCCUUGGGCUCGAGCGCUGGAGCUGCUGCUGCUGCUGCUGCUGGAGCUGCGUCUCGAUCGGCGGCUGAACAAGCGCGCGAAGCUCGGCUCAAGAAGUUCAACGACGUGAGUCUUGUGCCUCCCACUGGGUUGACGCCAGCGAGAACUCCUCUUGCUGCUGCUGCUGCUGCUACUGCUGUGGCUUCUACUGCUGCUGCUGCAAAGUCCGUGCCAGUGGCUGGUGCAGUGUGUGAUUUAAGUACGGGCAUCUGUCGUUCGGCUGGUGAUGAGGAUGCCAAUGUGGACGACGGCGACGCUGAUGAAAAGAUGGAGCACGGAGGAGAAGAGAUGGGACUUCCGUUUGUGGACGAGGGACUAUUGGCACAGCUCAAGGAGAUGGGGUUUGACGAGCUCCGAUCGAGUAAAGCGCUUGUUGCAACGGAGAAUCAGGGACUGGAAGACGCGAUCAAUUGGUUGGGGGAUCACCAAGAUGAUGCGGAUAUUGACGAGCCCAUGAAGGUGGUGGAUCUGUCAAAGACAGCGCCGAAACGGGAGCUGACAAGUGAGGAAAAGGCAGCAAAAGUCGAGGAGUUGAAGGCGCGUAUCGCGAAAAAGCGUGCAGAGCGCGAGGAACUGGAGAAGGCCGAGCAGCGUGCGAAGGAGUUGAAGCGCCGCACGGAAGGACAGGGCAUGCAGGAAGCGCGUGACGAGAUUGAGGCGAUUCAGCGGAAGAUUGCUGCGGAGAAAAUGAAGAAGGACAAGGAAGACGCGAAGCGAGAGCGGGAGCGCCUGCGUCAGCAGAUUGAGAUGGACAAGCGCGAGCGUCACGCUCGUGGUGGUCGGCUGGGUGGCCCUCCUAUUGAUGUGGCGCCCGCUGGUCCGGCCAUGUCAAAGAAGAAGGAAGAAGAGACAAAGAAGGCCCCCGAGCUGACACCUAGAGAGCAGAUCGUGAAAAAUGUGGGCAUUCUGAAGAAGUAUCGUGUGGGUAACGAUGGACUCACGGCCCUGAAAACGCUGAAUGUGUAUGUGAAGAACCUGGUGGAAAAGCCAGGCGAGGAGAAGUUCCGCACGAUCAACCUGGACAAUCCGGCGUUCCGCAAGCGGGUGGCGAGCCUGGUAGGAGGCGUGGCUUUCUUGAAGAGCCUUGGCUACGAAAAGGACGAGGCGGAUGGCAAUCUCAAACUCUCGGUGGAAAAGCGUGACUUGGAGCUGCUGCAAUAUGCUCGCGUGCAGCUCGAGGGUGCGAUUGCUGAGUUGUCGAAUUAA
Hyaloperonospora brassicae is the source of this 1599-nucleotide messenger RNA. NCBI's taxonomy places the organism in Eukaryota, Oomycota, Peronosporomycetes, Peronosporales, Peronosporaceae. The record is from the annotation of a GenBank genome assembly.